GACGGGGCGUGCUGGGCGGCGGGCGGGAGUGAGGGGUGCGGAGCGCGGCAGGCGCGGGCCGGGCGGGCUGGGAGAGGCGGGCGCCGGCCUCGCGGGGCGGCCGCGGACAUGUGCAGGAUGUCCUUCAAGAAGGAAACACCGCUGGCCAAUGCUGCUUUCUGGGCAGCAAGGAGGGGAAACCUGGCCCUGCUGAAGCUGCUGCUGAACAGCGGUCGGGUGGAUGUGGACUGCAGAGACAGUCAUGGCACCACACUCCUCAUGGUUGCCUCUUAUGCUGGCCACAUUGACUGUGUGAGGGAACUGGUCCUGCAAGGAGCAGACAUCAACCUCCAGCGAGAGUCAGGUACAACUGCCCUAUUCUUUGCCGCCCAGCAAGGCCAUAAUGAUGUGGUGAGAUUUCUCUUUGGAUUUGGAGCAUCCACUGAAUGUAGAACCAAAGAUGGAGGCACUGCUCUGUUGGCUGCCAGUCAGUAUGGGCACAUGCAGGUGGUGGAGACGUUACUGAAGCAUGGGGCCAAUAUCCAUGAUCAACUUUAUGAUGGAGCCACUGCCCUCUUCUUAGCCGCUCAAGGUGGUUACUUGGAUGUUAUUCGAUUGUUGUUGUCUUCAGGAGCAAAAGUCAACCAGCCAAGGCAGGAUGGGACGGCCCCCCUGUGGAUCGCGUCCCAGAUGGGUCACAGCGAGGUGGUGCGGGUGAUGCUGCUUCGUGGAGCUGACCGCGAUGCCGAGCGCAAUGAUGGCACUACUGCAUUGUUGAAGGCAGCCAACAAAGGGUAUAGUGAUGUGAUCGAGGAGUUGCUUAAAUUUUCACCCACUCUUGGUAUUUUGAAGAAUGGGACAUCAGCACUCCAUGCAGCAGUGCUCAGCGGGAAUAUUAAAACAGUGGCACUGCUUCUGGAAGCAGGGGCAGACCCAGCCCUGAGAAACAAGGCCAAUGAACUUCCAGCAGAACUAACCAAAAAUGAACGUAUAUUGCAUCUCCUCCAUAGUAAAGAAGGACCCAGGAAGAACUAACUUAGUUCCAUUUUACACAGAAAGGUAGAAACCUUAAUCACAUUGUCCCAAAACAAAUAGCUUUAGAAUUCUUUGAAGAAAUAAUAUUCUCAGAAUGUUGGUCCUGCAGGUCCCUGGCAAAGAGCAGUGCUUUGUGUACAGAUUCAGGAGCAAGAGAGCUCAGGGGUCCCCUUUCCUCACUCUCAGUGGGCUUCUUACCUUACCCUGUAACCCAGCUCAUCACAGACUCUACGUUUGCAGCUAUGCUAGCUUGGUUCCCUCAGUUAAAACGUGAAGUUGGACGGGGUUUCCAGAACUAAGUAAGGACAUGGAAAGUUUCGUUCCUUUGAGAGAAUGAAAGGGUGACUCAAUGAGUUGAUGCACUUUUGUGUUCAGUGUAGAUGUGCUAAAAUAUAUAGAUUGAUUAUGUUUUACAAAAUUUAUGUAUGUCAUUUCAAUGUAAAGAUUCUUCUUCCCCCUAGAAAUGAUAGCCAUGAUUAUGCAACUUGAUGAUAUGCAAGCAUACUUCAUUCAAGGGCCACUUCUAACAUCCCAUCAGGUGCUUUUCAAAGAUGGACAGUUGAACUAUAGAAAAGAAAACUAGUAUGCUUGUUAGUUAAACUGAAGCUUACUCUUGAAAUAUAAAAUCAUUUACACUUAGUUAACUUUGUCAGUAUGACGGGAAGCCAAUGAAAAUUUAGAAACUGAAAGUUACAAAUCACAGGUAAUUGAGGCCUGUCUCUGAGCUUUUAUUUUGGCUCUAGUUUUGAUUCUCGCCAGUAGGGCUAAUAUGCUCUGAAACCUUACGCUUCCAACACUGCAUUGCUUGAUAGAAUGGCUUUGAAGUCAUAUUAUAUGCAAAUCCAAUGUGUUACUAUUACUAUUGCUGGAGUAUAAGUAAUAAAAGAUGAUUGCUAGUAUUUAAAAUUGUUCAUCUCUGCAUGUUGUUGGGUUGAUUCCAAGGAGUCUUGUGAAUUAUUUCUUUGAAGGAGGUGGCUAAAAUUUAUAAUCAGUGCACUUGAUAAUCAAUGGUGUCUAACUGUCUCUGUCAGUGCCUAACUGCACACACAUAAAAGUUAAUCAGUGCUGUUAUUUCUCUUAUUUUUCUUGCUUGUUGAUGUGCUGUUCUAGUUUCCAGACAAUGUUCUUUGUAAACUCAUGUUGAGAUUGAGGGAAAUUGAAUCCCCAACUGAGUUUUGUUUAACCAAAAUGUAGAAGUUCUAAAUGCAUUGUCUAUAAGAAUAUAGUUUUUUUAAUUAAAAGAUAUUCUCUUAAAAAUUGUUUAGGAUUAAUGCAUUAAAAGCUUAUUUGGGACAUCAUCAUAAGCAACGCCACUCAUGAGCCAUCUAUAGCCCUCCGAGAUAGCUAUGGCCUCAGUAGUACUGAAAAAAAAUCUACAGUCUAAUUUAUUUUCUUUCUUUCUUUUUUUUGAAAGUGCUGAUCACCAAUUCAACACUAGUGAGUUCAGCCUCUCUAGUGCUGGGAUUGCAGGCCUGCCCCGCCCUGCAGGCGUGUCAUGCUAAUUUCAGGAUAAGAGAUUAGAAAGUUUUCGGUUGCCAAAACAUCCGACAUAAACAUUCUGCUAGAUGAAAAGCAGUGCCAAUUUCCUCACUGACAGACUUUUAUUCUGCAGUUAUUUAUAUAUACAUUUUCCCCUAUGGGAAUUUUAAAAAUCUAUAUUCAUUUUGAAGAAGAAAAUAAUGUGGCCUUAAAUGCUUUAUAUUUUCCCUUUAGUUAGCCACUACAGCAAAAAUACUUGUUGA
Molecule: messenger RNA, 2756 nt
Organism: Perognathus longimembris pacificus (Pacific pocket mouse)
Lineage: Eukaryota; Metazoa; Chordata; Mammalia; Rodentia; Heteromyidae
Gene: Ankrd29
Product: ankyrin repeat domain 29
Exons: 10
Coding region: 109-1014 (301 amino acids)
Biological process (GO): RNA processing
Molecular function (GO): RNA binding; protein binding; RNA nuclease activity
Source: RefSeq, a predicted model, not a curated record